AUGGAGAAUCCGAAGCCGAUGGAGCCGCUGGAAGCGCACCUGCUGACGACGCCCUCGCUGCUGACGCCCGCGCGCGGCCUCCGCGGCGACGGCGCCAUGCUCCGCGAGGACGGGUCAGGCGUCGCGUACGGGCGCCCGUGUCCGCCCGGCGACAAGGCGCCCCAUGGUCCCGCUGAUCCGACAGUUCGCGCAGGAUACGUUGUCGACAGCGGCGGCCUCAUCCCACAAGCGGCUGCGUCCACGUCAAUGCCUCUGGGCCAAAUCCAGCAGCAUAGACAGGAUAACUCGGGCAGGUGGCGCUAUGCAGUGAACCAGGCAAUUCUGCAACACACCGUUGGGAUCGAUGAUGGGACGGAGUACCCUAAAUCGAAUCAACCCUCCGAAGAUGAGGUGCAGCUAUUUAUGUCUUCACUCGGAUCUCCAAUGUUCCUUUCAAAAGCGCAGAAGCAUCAGCUGACGGAGGUUUUGACCAACAUGGAAGGGUGGUGGAAGCAGAGUCUACCGGCCAUGGAAACUCUGAGCAACGACAGCAGUGCGGUGCUUGGCACGGGGGGCCCCACGUUACCUCCUGUGGUGUUCCCAAUGCGUCUGAGACACAGGAUGGCGGUUAUGGCCAACGCGACGGCAGCCUUGCUGCGUCUUCCCGACGCUCCGUGUGACGACAAUGGAAACAGUAUGCACCGAGAUGGCAACCAAACAUCACAGGAAGACGGCUGGACCCCUGGAGCCGGCCCCGUGGCGCUACUGCGCCAUUGGAUGAUGCAGCAUUUUGUGCAUCCGUAUCCGACCCCCGAAGAAAAGGAGAUGUUGGCGCGCACAACGGGAAUGAGCCCGAAGCAGGUUUCAAACUGGUUCAUCAAUGCAAGGGUGCGCAUCUGGCAGCCUCUCGUGAAAGAUCUUGCCCGGGAGCUGCAGGGCUGCGAAGAUGAAGAUGAAAUUCGAUGA
This is a messenger RNA of Ostreobium quekettii, 945 nucleotides long. Lineage: Eukaryota; Viridiplantae; Chlorophyta; Ulvophyceae; Bryopsidales; Ostreobiaceae. The record is from the annotation of a GenBank genome assembly.